GCUCUGACUUUGAGAAUUAAGACACCCCUCUCUUAGCAUUUGCUAUCUAAUGGAGUUCCAAUUUCCAUUCAACUUCAUUUUCUUAUUCCUUUUCCUAUCAUUCCUCUAUCUACUACUUGUGGAAAGGAAAAAAUCAAGAAACCUAAACAAAAAACUUCCUCCAGGACCAUGGAAAUUGCCCUUUUUAGGAAAUCUCCAUCACUUGGCAUUAGAAGGUGGACUUCCCCAUCAUGCACUCACAAACUUGGGCAAAAAAUAUGGGCCUUUCAUGCACUUUCAACUAGGCGAAAUUUCUACGGUCGUAGUUUCUUCUAUGGACAUGGCACGAGAGGUACUGAAAACUCAUGACCUUGCUUUUGCAUCGAGGCCUAAAUUAGAAGCCCUCGACAUAAUAUGUUACAAGAGCACGGACAUCGCGUUUAGUCCUUAUGGAGAUUACUGGAGACAGAUGCGUAAAGUAUGCAUCAUGGAACUCCUCACUGCCAAGAACGUCCGAUCAUUUAGUUCCAUCAGGCGGGACGAGGCUUCACUCCUCGUGCAAUUCAUCCGGUCAUCAACACGUGGCAAGCCAAUAAACGUUAGGGAACAUAUCUUAAGGUAUGAGAGUUCAAUUACAUGCAAGGCAGCAUUUGGGAAUCAAUUGUUGAAAGACCGAGAGAAAUUCAUUGGAAUAGUGAGUGAAUUAGUGAAGUUGGCAGGUGGAUUUAGUGUGUCUGACAUUUUCCCUUCAAUCAAGAUCCUUCAAAUGUUAAGUGGAUUGAGGAGUAGAAUCUUGAAAGUUCACAAAAAUGUUGAUGUUAUUCUUGAGAAUAUUAUCAAAGAGCACAAGAAGAAUAUUGCAAGUGAUAAAAAGGGAAAUGGUGCAUUAAGAGGUGAAGAUUUAGUUGAUGUUCUACUAAGAUUAAUGGAGAGUGGGGAACUUAAAAUCCCAAUAACCAAUGACAACAUCAAAGCAGUUAUGAUUGACUUGUUCUCUGCGGGAACAGAAACUUCAUCAACAACAACAAUAUGGGCCAUGACAGAAAUGAUGAGGAACCCAAGUCUAUUAGCAAAGGCACAAGCUGAGGUAAGGGAAGCAUUCAAAGGUAAAGAACUUUUCAAUGAAGAUGUUAUUGAGGAAUUAAAAUACCUAAAACAAGUUGUUAAAGAAACCUUUAGACUUCAUCCUCCGCUCCCUCUCUUAGUCCCCAGAGAAUGCAGGGAAGAAACAAACAUCAAUGGCUACACCAUCCCAUUAAAAACAAGAGUCAUGGUUAAUGUUUGGGCGAUGGGAAGGGACCCAAAGUAUUGGGAAGACGCAGAAAGCUUUAAGCCUGAGAGAUUCGAGGAGAGCUCAGUGGAUUUCAUGGGGAAUAACUUUGAGUAUCUUCCUUUUGGUGCUGGAAGGAGAAUGUGUCCUGGAAUUACAUUUGGUUUGGUCAAUGUCCAUCUUCCACUAGCUAAUUUGUUGUAUCAUUUUGAUUGGAAAUUACCUGAUGGUGUGAAGCCUGAGGAUUUGGACUUCACUGAGACAUCUGGAAUAACUGCAGCAAGAAAGAAUGACCUUUACUUGAUUGCCACUCCUUAUUAUCCUUCUCAAGAAUGAUACUUGAUACAA
Solanum dulcamara is the source of this 1597-nucleotide messenger RNA. RefSeq names its product premnaspirodiene oxygenase-like. Lineage: Eukaryota; Viridiplantae; Streptophyta; Magnoliopsida; Solanales; Solanaceae. The transcript is spliced from 2 exons. The coding region runs from base 50 to 1585 and encodes 511 amino acids. The record is from RefSeq and is a predicted model, not a curated record. Gene Ontology annotation, molecular function: oxidoreductase activity, acting on paired donors, with incorporation or reduction of molecular oxygen; iron ion binding; heme binding.